Helobdella robusta is the source of this 375-nucleotide messenger RNA. RefSeq lists its product as hypothetical. The record is from RefSeq and is a predicted model, not a curated record. The transcript has 2 exons. The coding region runs from base 1 to 375 and encodes 124 amino acids. Lineage: Eukaryota; Metazoa; Annelida; Clitellata; Rhynchobdellida; Glossiphoniidae.
AUGUCGAGAGAAGUCAUUGUUAGCGUUGCCCACCAGCUCAAACAAACCUGGCGACGACCCUUCAUAGAAACGCCCAAUGCUAAUGCUUCACCGUGUAUUACUUAUUCACAUUUUCAAUUCAGUUUGAAAUAUCGCCAAGCCAGACGUACGUUUCGUCUCUCACGAGACUCGUCAGUAGCCUGCCGAAUAAGGUUUAAGAUAACACAACUCAAUUAUUGUAACCAAGAAACUCAAAUUGAGGUGUCUCGACCAAUAGGUAAGAACAUCUCGUUGUUACAAGGUUUAAGAACCCAUUCAGUCGCAAGAGGUAUUAUCAGUGGCGUUCCUAGGGCCUUUGAGGCCUGGGCGGAAAUAUUUGAUGCCUUUCAUAAAUAA